This is a messenger RNA of Orbicella faveolata, 612 nucleotides long. Its product is annotated as ficolin-2-like. NCBI's taxonomy places the organism in Eukaryota, Metazoa, Cnidaria, Anthozoa, Scleractinia, Merulinidae. The record is from RefSeq and is a predicted model, not a curated record.
CCAGAUGGCGGUAAACCAAUACAAGUGUUGUGUGACAUGACCACGGACGGUGGAGGUUGGACAGUUUUUCAGAGACGUUUGGACGGUUCUGUUGACUUCUAUCUUGGUUGGGAAUUCUACAAAAACGGGUUUGGAGAUCUGAACGGAGAGUUCUGGCUUGGAAAUGACAAUCUUCACCGUUUGACAGCUGCUGAUGACGUCAUACUGAGAGUUGACCUGGAAGACUUUCAUGGAGACAUCAGAUAUGCUGAGUACACGACUUUUGAUGUGGCAGACGAGACAGAUGAGUACCGACUUUUGAUUGGAGGAUACCGUGGCACUGCUGGUGACUCGAUGAUAGACCAUAAUGGUAUGCAGUUUUCUAAGAAUGAUAACGACAAUGACGAACACCCGAAUCUCAGCUGCGCAGAGAAGUACAGAGCAGCCUGGUGGUACAAAGGCUGCCACUGGUCCAGUCUGAACGGACUGUACCUGGACAGACCACAUUCUUCCCAGGCCGAUGGAUUGAACUGGCGCAUGUUUGGAGACCUCGUGUCUUCACUAAAACGUUCUGAGAUGAAGGUUAAACGAAAUCCUAAAUCUUUGAAUUAGGGUACAGACUCCGUCACACAG